This is a messenger RNA of Notothenia coriiceps (black rockcod), 2158 nucleotides long. Its product is annotated as forkhead box protein P1-B-like. The transcript has 12 exons. Gene Ontology annotation, cellular component: nucleus. The annotation marks the transcript as partial. The record is from RefSeq and is a predicted model, not a curated record. Gene Ontology annotation, molecular function: RNA polymerase II cis-regulatory region sequence-specific DNA binding; DNA-binding transcription repressor activity, RNA polymerase II-specific. Lineage: Eukaryota; Metazoa; Chordata; Actinopteri; Perciformes; Nototheniidae. Gene Ontology annotation, biological process: regulation of transcription by RNA polymerase II.
GUGUGUGUGUGUGUGUGUGUGUGUGUGUGUGUGUGUGUCAAAUCACUGACUCAAACCGAUCUGUAUUCAGCACGAGGCAUACGGACAGUGUUUUCUAACAGAUGUUGUGUCGUGUCUCUGUCCCAGCUGACAGCGCAGCAGAUUGCCAUCCAGCAGCAGCUCCUUCAGAUGCAGCAGCAACAUCUCCUCAACCUCCAGAGACAGGGCCUGCUGUCCGUCCUACCCAACAGCCCCAUCGCACUCACAGGCUGUGAUGGUAGCACUCUGUCCACCGGUGGAGACCCCAGAGAGUCUUCCAGUCAACAAUCAUCUACCAACGGUCUUCACAGUUUGCUGAGGAGGAAAGAAAGCGGGUCACUGGAUCUGGAGAUCACACAGAAUAGCCACGCCCUCUAUGGAAACGGCAUGUGUAAAUGGCCCGGCUGUGAGACUGUGUUUGGAGACUUUCAGGCAUUUCUCAAGCAUUUGAAUGGUGAACAUAUACUGGAUGACAAGAGCACAGCACAGUGCCGUGUGCAGAUGCAGGUGGUUCAGCAGCUGGAACUGCAGUUGAAGAAGGACAAAGAGCGGCUGCAGGCUAUGAUGGCUCAUCUCAAGUCCUCUGAACCCAAACCCACAGCGCAGUCUGUGAAUCUGUUGCCUCUGUCCUUCUCCCAGGCAACAAUGCCCAAAGGGCCUCCUCAGAUGAGUUUGUCUCAGAGUGCCACGGCUCCCUCCACCCCCCUGACGCCGCUCUCUGAAUCCCCCUCGGUCCUCACCCCCAACAGCAUGUUCACUGGGACCCCCGUACGGAGGCGCUACAGCCGCUCCGUCAGCCAAGAUAUAGUUGAUAAUAAGGAGUUCUACUUAAGCACAGAAGUUAGACCUCCAUUUACAUACGCAUCCCUCAUAAGACAGGCAAUAUUUGAAUCUCCUCGCAACCAGCUGACGUUAAAUGAAAUCUACAACUGGUUCACAAGAACCUUUGCAUAUUUCCGGCGUAAUGCAGCUACUUGGAAGAACGCUGUCAGACAUAAUCUCAGCCUCCAUAAAUGCUUUUUACGUUUGGAGAAUGUGAAGGGAGCCGUGUGGACAGUGGAUGAGAUCGAGUUCCACAGGAGACGACCUCAGAAAGCUGCUGGUACCGGGUCCUUGCAGAAAAACUCAUAUAACAACCAGAGCGUAUCGGGGUCUGCUCCUCAGAGUGGUGGUCUAGACGGCAGCAACUGUCUCUACAACCCUCUGGGCAGCAUCCCAUUUCACUCGCUGCCUCACCUCCUCCAGGAGCAGAUGAAUGGAGCCCUGGUUAAUGGGUCUGGAUACCAAAGUGACAGCAGCGCUACACAGUCCCCUCCACAGGCUUUCAUUAAAGAGGAGCAGGAGGAUGAGGAGAUAGGUGAAGGUUAUCCCUACGAAUCUCCGGAGAGCACAGACGAGCUCGGCCACAGCCCGGAGAUGAACCACGAUGAACACAUGGAGAUGCCCAAUCUUCAUUUCGAUCGCGUGCCUUCUCUCUGACCACGAGGUCCAAGACUCUCCACUGCGAGGCCGCCUCACUCACAGCCUGUGUGACUUUAUAUUCCCAAAGUUUCCAAAAAACGACUGCUUCAUCUACGUAACCAAACACUCUCUUCUAGGGGACAUUUUUUAUCAUCAUUUGUUUUAUUUUGUUCUUAAUCUAGUUAUUUCUGUACAGUAGAGUGAGAUCACAAAAACUUGUUUGUGAAGCUGUCUCUUAAUCAUUUUAUAUGUGUGUACACAAAAGGACCAGGAUGAGCAGAGAAGCCAAAGGAAAGGGAACAAGGCUGGUUAGCACUUCACAAUGAAAAGCUGCCCCCCUCUGUAUUGCUACUUAAUGCUAUGUUGGGGCCCUCACUACCUGAUUUUAUUCUAUUAGUCAUAAUAUAUAUAAAAAAAAUAAAAAUGUAGAGGUAAAGAAAGAGGUUGCUUUUUAAAUGAAAUUAUUCACUGCCAACAUGAUCUGAUAUUUGUAUUUAAAGUAUAAUCAAUUGAUCAAAAGAAAACGUAGCUUCUUUAUACUCGUUGGUCUUUUUUUCAUUCCCUCCACAAACAUUGCAGAAUUCGCUCUUAUCGAGCUUGUAAGAGUAGAUAAUAUAGAUUUAACAUUGUUGUAAACCAAUGCAUCUCUAUGAAUAAUAAAUCCCUCAUGAAAAAUGUG